Messenger RNA from Alligator mississippiensis (American alligator), 6329 nucleotides. It is a transcript of the gene KISS1R, whose product is annotated as KISS1 receptor. Gene Ontology annotation, cellular component: membrane. The transcript has 5 exons. Gene Ontology annotation, biological process: neuropeptide signaling pathway. Gene Ontology annotation, molecular function: G protein-coupled peptide receptor activity. The record is from RefSeq and is a predicted model, not a curated record. Lineage: Eukaryota; Metazoa; Chordata; Crocodylia; Alligatoridae. Bases 3861 to 5204 code for a protein of 447 amino acids.
GCUGCCCAGCUCCCCUAGAGCCGCCGUGGCCAGGCCAGCCCCGUGCAGCCCACGGGGGCCCCGUGGGGCUGUGGCACGAUGCUGCUCCCCUGGUGCCCGUGCCCUGGUCUCUCCAAGUCCCCUGCCAGCAGGGCGGGCGCCCGCGGUGGCUGCUGCUAAUGAGGGUGACAUUUGUGCCUGCACGCGCGGGGCUGGCUUGGAAGCGCAGUCCGCCUCCCGCUGCGCCCUCCGCUCCUCUCGCUCGCGACGCCUUGGACGACCCCGGCUCGUCCGAAGCUCUUUGCAGUGGUCCGGACACUGGUUCUCCUUCCCGGCCCCUCGAAGAGCAGCAGCCAGGCCCGCGGUCGAGCUUCUCGGGGGAGGCACGAUGAGAAAUGCGGGGCCCAAGCCCCGAAGCAGCCCGACUCCGUUAUCUGGCUUUUCCCUCGCUGCAGAGAUAGCAAAGGGGCCUGGUUUACCCAUUGAAAUGAUAACUGAGUUUCAGAUUUAAAGCCCUGAGCCCCUUUGCUUCCUCUCCUUCACUUAAGCUGCCUCCCGCAGACCUCUGGCAGCCAAAGAUUGGGUUGGUUUUUAAGAGCUUGGGACGCACCGAGUCAAAUAAAGGAUGCCAGCAAAGCCAAGCGGAUGCGAGCUGGUUGUCUGCAUCCCACUGGAUCCUGUCGGCUCCACCUGCAGACAGGAGGGCUCGAUCCCUCCCUGGUCCAAAGGGGAUCUGUAGGAUCCGGCCCAAGAAAAGAGGGUCGAGGGUGCAGGCUGAGCACGGCAGAGAGGACCCUGGGCACAGCCAGGUGUGGGGUGAGCUGGAUUUAUUCAGUGCUAUAAAUGCAGGUGUGAAUAAAGAUGAGGAAGGGGAUGCCUUUUGGAUCCUAUAAACUGCAAGGAUUGAUCCCGGAGCCGGUUGGGAAAGGCACGUGCCAUCCCUUGCAAACAAACCCGGCUUUUCCAGCCCGAGCACCACUGUUGGGGGUCUAAUAAAGAUAUUUUUUGUAGCCAGCUUAUAAGUGGAUCCCACGGCAAAACUUGCUACGGCAGAGAUCUGCAAAGAAGAUAAUUACCUUUCUUUUGAGCAGCUCUCUAGACCGGCUUCUUUUCUGAAGCCCAAGGACGAUGUUGCGGAGCAGUCUGCGGAGAAAAUUGCCUUCGGAGGAAAGAAAGUCCUCUUUUUCCCUGCGCUCGGAGUGGUAGGACUCUGCUCCCUUUUGCGUUCGUCCCAGGCAGGCCCAGUCUGGUCCAAAGGAAAUGGGAGAAAGGAGCUAAAAGCGAGGCUUUGCCGCGAGAUGAAGUGAUGGGUGUUACCGGGGACGACGCCUCCUGGCUCAGUGGUCUGGUGUCUGCAGCGACCAUCUCCAGCCUCUUCCCAGUGUAGGAUUCACCGCUCUCUUCCGCCUUGCCCCCAGGUUAGCCCCACUGCGUCCCAGCGAGGGUGAGAGACGCACGGGGGGGCAGCUAACCGGACAGGGGAGAGCACCCUGCCCCUGCUCGCUGAUGUCACGGCUGCCCCACGGUGACCUCGCUGCACCAAACUGUGGGUGGAUCUGAGGGCAUCCUGAUCAAGAACAAACUUCCCUAUUCAAGAAAGCGCUGAAAUGUGUUAAAGGGGUUUCCUGGGGGAACGUGGGUGGGAAUCAGUGCCGCACCCAGGCUCCUGGCAAACUUUUAGUCUCGGGCCCCCUCCGCCAGAGAUAAUGAUAUUUUUGUUGCAAAAGUCUUGAUCACAUCUGUGGUGAUCACCCAGCCGCUAGGGUCAUUAGAUCAGGACUCCAGAGAUCCGAAUAGUGAUACCUUCCCUGCUACUGCCUUCCCUUGUAGCCACGGGCAAGUCACUUAGCCUCCAGCAACUUCAGGCGCCAGCCCUGGUGCGAGGAUCUCGACAAUAAACAUGGUAAGAGGACAGCUCAUCUUGGGAUACAGCCCUAUGAGGAAAGAUGCAGAGAACCAAGCAUGGUUUCAUAGUUUCUAGGGUCGGAGGGGACCUGAACAGAUCAUCAAGUCCGACCCCCGGAUGGUUAGCCUGGAAAAGGAGAUGAAAAGGGGCCCGAGCUGCUUUCUGGUGCUCAAAGGGCUGCUGUAAAGAAGACGCGUUCUCCCUUGCUGCAGAGAGCAGGACACGAGUCUAAAGUGCCGCGACGCAGACGGAGACGAGAUCUCAGGGAAAACGUCCUCCCUGCCGGAGCGGCAGGACGGUGGGACAAGCCGCCCAGAGACGCUGUGGGAUCCCCCUCCUUGGAGGUUUCCAGGCAGAGGCCGGAGGGGCGUCUCUGGGAUGGUUUGGGAGCAGGAGGCUGCAUCUGUGCGAGGCAGGUGGGUUAGGCGGCCUACGAGAGCCCAUCCAAGCUUGAGAGGCUCUGAUUCAACCCAUAUGGCACGACACCAGAGCGCUCAUGCCAUAUGGAAAGCAUCAGAAAAGUGCGUCCCCUUCAGUACUUCCCCGCUGUCUCUUCCUUUCUCCCGUAAACCUCCAAGGAAGCAAGUACAAACCCAACCAAGCAUUUGGAAAGCCAGGCCUGCCGGGGCAAGAGGCAGCCACACCACCUCGAAGCUGGGGUGAGAUGCGUGCCAGCAAACCUAACUGAGCAAACAAGCGGCAGGAUGGAGUGUUAAUUAAACCUGCACAAAACCAGAUGAUUUAUCCUUGAGAGACCCAAUGUUCCCAGUUAGUUCCAAUAAUUACAAGGGCUUUGUUUUUUUUUCCCUUCUUCCAUCUGCUCUCCUAUUCUUUCUCCUUAAUUAAUAGAUUGUCCUUAAUGGACUUAGCGCUCUUUUUUAGAGCAAAAACAAAACCCACUGGUAAAAUGGUUUCCUGGCUCCGGAUAGCGGUGUGAUGCUCUCUAAAUGCAUCAAGCUCCAGGAAGGGAGUCUGAAAUGUAAGUGCAGCGUGGGUUCGUCCAAACAGGGUGAAAAUUUUACAUGAGGGGGUGUUUGCAAGGGGGCUUUUAAUCCAGGGAGAAAUUGGUGCUACAGGGUACGUGGAUGGUGUGAAGGGAAGGGAGCUCAACAGCAGGGAAAUAGGCACGCUGCCCUCGCCUUCGGGGGUCAGGCAGCUUAGGUGUUCUUGGCAGCAGGGCUGCUGAUGCUGGGGUGUUAUCUAUACCCAGACACCACCGGCAUGACUUAAAGCCGCCCCGAGGCUGUUCUAACCCAUGCCAGCAUCUGGUUUCACACUCAGACCUGCAUCCCGUCCCUUCGUGCUCUUCACUGCCGGAUGCAAUCAGCCCCUGGAUCCGUUACACCGGUGAUGUUGGCAAAAUGCAAAACAUGAGAUCCUGGACCACGUGUGCCGGAGAUCCGUGCCCCAGAGCCGGAUCCUGGAGGGUGCCCGGUGAUUUCAGCAGGUCCCACUGGGCCACUGUGAGUCAAAAGGCUCCAACCUGUUCUCCUAGGAAGUCCUGGUUUCAAAGGAAAAGCUGCAUAUCCCCAGCACAACUCCUGGCCUCUGACUUUGAUUUAUUUGCUUAUGUAUUUAAGGAAAAAAAUGUUGUGUUCCAAGUCAAACCUUGCAAGGAGGCACUGGGCAAGCCAGAGCAGCUCUGCGGGGCGUUUUCCAGCCUGCGGGACCAGUGGACGGUCCCCACUUUUAGCAGCCAAGGGGGCUGGGAUGACCUCUAGUGCAGCAAAGCAGGGGGGUUGCACUGGAUGUCACCUCCUGAGGUCCCUCCCAACCCUCAUUUCCCUUCUAAGAGGCUCCUGGCCCUGCCCCAGCCCAGGCUGGAGGGAGGACCCAGGAGUCCUGCCCUGCGGGGUGGUUGUGCUGGCAUAGGGCUGAGCUUGGCUUUGGACCUAGCUGUCUGCAGCAGAGCUGGGGGGUGGCACAGGCACAGUCCCCGCAGGACCUGCCCAUCCUCGGGGGUGGGCAGCGCUCAAUGCCAGCCCCUCGGUCCCCUCCCUCCGGCAGCGCAACGCCCCAGGCUCUCCUGCAGUUGAUCCGAAGCAAGGAGCGGACAGACACUCCGGGAGCCGGGACAGCCCCUGGGUGGCUGGAUCCGGGACGCCUGGGGUCUUCAAGGAGCCUGGGCUGGGCGCUACAAAGAACCCCCCCCCUCCCCCUUAGUGGGGAGAAAACCCAGGGGUCCGGCUGCCCCCCACCAGCCAUGCGGGCAGUAGGGAUGGGCACAGCGGGCAGCGCCGGGCACAACGCAUCGCUGCUGCCCCCCAACGGGUCAUGCGGGGCCGGGGGGCUGCUGUGCGGGAACAGCUCGGGGCCCCCUGGCCCCCCGCGCCUGGUGGAUGCCUGGCUGGUGCCCCUCUGCUUCGCGGCGCUGCUGGUGCUGGGGCUGGCGGGCAACUCCCUGGUCAUCUACGUGAUCUCCAGGCACCAGCCGAUGAGGACGGUCACCAACUUCUACAUCGCCAACCUGGCCACCACCGACAUCAUCUUCCUGGUCUGCUGCGUGCCCUUCACUGCCAUGCUGUACCCGCUGCCCGGCUGGGUUUUCGGGGAGUUCAUGUGCAAGUUCGUUAACUACAUCCAGCAGGUCUCCGUGCAGGCCACCUGCAUGACGCUGACGGCCAUGAGCGUGGACCGCUGGUACGUGACCGUGUUCCCGCUGCGCUCCCUGCGCCAGCGCACCCCCCGCGUCGCCGUCGCCGUCAGCCUGGGCAUCUGGAGCGGUUCCUUCGUCGUCUCCGUCCCGGUGCUGACGUACCACCGGCUGAUGGAGGGCUACUGGUUCGGGCCCCAGACCUACUGCAGCGAGUCCUUCCCUUCGGCGGCUCACGAGAAGGCCUUCAUCCUCUACAACUUCCUGGCUGUCUACCUGCUGCCUCUGCUGACCAUCUGCGUCUGCUACACCGCCAUGCUCUAUCAGAUGGGGCAUCCUGCCGUGGAGCCGGCCGAGAAUGGCUACCAGGUGCAGCAGCUGGCGGAGCGGUCGGAGGCCUUGCGCGCCCGGAUCUCCCGCAUGGUGGCCAUCAUCGUGGUGCUUUUCACCGUGUGCUGGGGGCCCAUGCAGUUCCUCAUCCUCCUGCAAGCCUUCGCGCCUGGCUUCCAGCGCAACUACUACACCUACAAGGUGAAGAUCUGGGCCCACUGCAUGUCCUACACCAACUCCUCGGUCAACCCCCUCGUCUACGCCUUCAUGGGUGCCAACUUCAGGAAGGCCUUCAGGAAAGUCUUCCCCUUUGCCUUCAAGCAGCGGGUGGGCGGCAUCGGCGCGGGCAGCGCCAACGUCAACACCGAGAUGCACUUUGUCUCUUCCGGCAAGUAGCGGGUGGAGAUGCCCUGAGCAGGGGGUGGGAGGAGGGCCCUGAACCCCCCAAAUGUGCCCCGGGGUCUGUCUUGUCCACCCCAGUCCUGCAGCCACUUCUGGGGUGGGGAGGCAGCAGUUGCUGGCGUGACCCAGAGCUACGCUCCAUGCCAGGUGAGGGCAGGAUGCGGAGAACGCUCCAUGCUGAGGGUGAGAUGAGCAGGCUCACCCAGGCCGACCACCUCUGCUAGCCACCGCCUGGGUCUUCUAGCCACUGCCAUGCCAGGACGUCUGCUUUUCUGAAAGAGGCUGCACCGUCCAGCUCCCGGCGCAAGCUCAGAGGAGGAGGAGCAACCCUUCUGGGCCCUGGGAUUCACACCGCAGGUCUCUCCCACUGCUAUGAACCAUGCGAGCCCCUCUGCACCCCAGCCCCAGGGGGGAAAACUGCUCAUCGUGAUGUCCCCAUCCCCGCUGCAGAGAGCAGCUCUUGUCCUGACACAGCUCUGUGCCGCUUCCCAUCCUGGCUCGUGAGAGGCACUUUUGCUUGAGGGCAGGGAAAGCCCAAAUGAUUCUCCCCGCCGGAUGGAUGGGGCUAAGGGACUUGGCUGAGGCCACACAGGGGAUCAGUGGCAGAGCAGAGACUAGACCCACUCUCUCCAGGCUGUUUCUGCUGGGUACCGUCCUCAGAAGCAUCCGAUACUGGCCACUCUUGGUGCUGGGAUCCUGACGGGCCGUGGCUUGCAGCAGCUCUAAGGCAGCCAGCUACGGUGAUAGUGGCUCUGAAGGCACCCGACCCAGGCCUGCCGAGGCAGAGAGUGCCCCAGGUCUGCAGCAGCUCAGCUGUCACAGGCCUCUGUGCAAUGCUCUCCACGCUUCCCCUCUGCAGGGGAGGGAGGCUGCUUUUGUUCCAGGUGUGGUUGGGGGCAAGGGGGGGCUGAGUCUGCCCCAACUCAUGACACCUGCUACCUGUUCAGCCCGAAGAGGGGGGGGGGCGGGUGAAGCUCUGCUCCCCUGGUGCAAAGGAGGUACCACGAGGUUCCUCUGCAGAGGCAGCCCAUGCAAGCGCCCACGGCAGCUUUGAUCCAAGCCCACGCCAAGAUCCUGCUGCUUCUUUGUAAGUAGAAUAAACCCAAAUCUGCUGCUGUC